AUGAGUGCAUCUGCUGCGAAAAAAAUAUUUCGAAAGGGCAAAAAGCCAGAGCAAGGUGGUCCACCCCAUAAACGGCGGAAGCUCGACCAGCUGAGCUCCGGAUCUCCAGGCGUGGCCCUCGUGUCCUCACAAGACACGUCUACUUCUGCUUUUCCAAGAGGAAAUUCAACUACAGUUACCGAUCCUGAACUCGCUGUCGAUUUCACCACAUCAAAAACUAAAAAUGGCGAGUCCCUUGCGACGCUCCGCAAGAUGAUUUUCGGACGACUAGAGUAUACGUCUACCCAGAAAGAUCCAGGAAAAUACCUCGCAAUCGAUUGCGAGAUGGUGGGCGUAGGCAUCGACGGCGAGGAGUCGUCGCUUGCGCGCGUUAGCAUUGUGAAUUAUUGGGGCACAGUGCUGCUAGAUGAGUUCGUAAAGCAGAAGGAACGUGUUGCAGAUUAUCGGACUAAGUGGAGUGGGAUACGCCCCUCAGAUAUGGUCAAAGCCAAGCAAUUCGAGGAGGUGCAGAAAACAGUUGCGGCUUUGACCAAAGAUCGCAUCAUAGUGGGACAUGCCGUGCAUAACGAUCUCAAGGUUCUAUUACUAUCGCACCCAGGUGCAUACAUACGGGACACGCAACGCUUGGCGGCAAAACACAACGUAAUCAAUAGUAAACGCCCUGCUCUUCGCAACCUUGUAAAACAAGAACUUGAUGUUGUUAUCCAGGGAGGGGAGCACUCCAGUGUCACAGACGCUAGGGCAACGAUGGCUGUGUUCCGGCUACACCGAAAAGAGUGGGAAAAGGGAUUCAAACCGUUGCCCGCACCUAGGGCUGGUGCAUCAAAGAAACGGAAACUUGAUGAGAGUAGCGAACCAGUUGAACCUACCCCACCAGGUAGCGGGAGGAAGGGCGUCAGUUCUGGACUUUCUACAAUAGUGAAACGGACACCGCAGACGAGAUCUAAAUCUACAGUCAAGACUGCUAGCGAUAAUUGGUGGACCACCCUGGGUGCCAGCGGCAUCGCAGGGAAGGGUUCCAUGAAGCUGUAG
Messenger RNA from Suillus plorans, 1032 nucleotides. RefSeq names its product ribonuclease H-like domain-containing protein. The record is from RefSeq and is a predicted model, not a curated record. NCBI's taxonomy places the organism in Eukaryota, Fungi, Basidiomycota, Agaricomycetes, Boletales, Suillaceae. The transcript is spliced from 6 exons. The coding region runs from base 1 to 1032 and encodes 343 amino acids. Gene Ontology annotation, molecular function: 3'-5' exonuclease activity; nucleic acid binding. Gene Ontology annotation, cellular component: nucleus. Gene Ontology annotation, biological process: rRNA processing.